Messenger RNA from Pteropus alecto (black flying fox), 927 nucleotides. RefSeq names its product olfactory receptor 5AK2. NCBI's taxonomy places the organism in Eukaryota, Metazoa, Chordata, Mammalia, Chiroptera, Pteropodidae. The transcript is spliced from 2 exons. The coding region runs from base 1 to 927 and encodes 308 amino acids. Gene Ontology annotation, molecular function: odorant binding; olfactory receptor activity; G protein-coupled receptor activity. Gene Ontology annotation, cellular component: membrane. Gene Ontology annotation, biological process: G protein-coupled receptor signaling pathway; sensory perception of smell. The record is from RefSeq and is a predicted model, not a curated record.
AUGACCCAAGAAAUUACCACGGAAGAAACUGAAUUCUUUCUCCUGGGAUUUGGUGCCCAACAUGAGUUUCAGUGUGUCCUCUUCAUUGUAAUUUUAGUCACCUAUGUGACAUCCAUGGUGGGUGAUAUUGGAAUGAUUCUACUCAUCAAGACAGAUCUCAGACUUCAAACACACACAUACUUCUUUCUAUUAUAUUUGGCUUUUGUCAAUGUCUGUUAUACCUUUGCUAUCACUCCCAAGAUGCUGCAAAACUUCACAGAGAAAAAAUCCAUCUCAUUCAUAGGAUGUAUGGUGCAAUUACUAGUUUAUGCUACUUUUGCAACAACUGACUGCUAUAUCCUUGCUAUGAUGGCAGUGGACCGAUAUGUGGCUAUCUGUAAACCACUCCGCUAUCCAACACUGAUGUCCCAGAGAGUUUGCAUUCAACUCUUAGUUGGUUCAUACAUCAUGGGUUUUCUAAAUGGUUCUACACAUACAAGUCUGACUUUCUCACUGAACUUCUGCAACUCCAAUAAAAUCAACCACUUUUUCUGUGACGUACCCCCAAUUCUUGCCCUCUCAUGUUCCAACAUUGAUUUAAACAUCAUGACCUUAAUAGUCUUUGUGGGGUUUAACUUGACAUUCACUGUGUUGGUUGUCAUCUUUUCCUACACAUAUAUUCUGGCUGCCAUCCUGAAGAUAUCUUCUGCUUCAGGGAGAAGAAAAGCCUUCUCCACAUGUGCCUCCCACCUGACAGCGGUCAUCAUUUUCUAUGGGACUCUUGCUUACAUGUAUCUUCACCAUAGGACCAACAAGACUCAAGAGCAAGAAAAAAUGGCUUCGAUGUUUUAUGGCAUCGUGAUCCCCAUGUUAAACCCCUUCAUCUAUAGCCUGAGAAACCAGGAUGUGAUAAAAGCCCUAAAAGGGAUUGGAAAGAAGUGUUUCUAG